AUGACGUCGCCUGCUUCGCCCCGUCUUCCCAGCCCACCACCCAUUCCAGAAGACCAGCUUUCACCGGUAUCAGCGUCGCCAGAGCAGCAGAAGCUGUUCAGCAACCUCGACCAUGCUGCGGAGCGGAGAAUACGGCCAGGGACCAAGGCAGAGGACAUGGCCGAGGGACCUCCGCUCGUAGACUUAUCAGAGAUUGACUCGGCCUUCCAACUUACCGAACACCUUAAAGCCCUCCACAAUUCCCUGACGCAUCCUGCUGGCUCCAACGGCACCGUGCCGGUGGAUAGAAGCAUGGCACUCAAGAUUGCACAAUCGCCAGCCAAUGUAGACAGGACUCUGUGGCUAUAUGAGCUCUGCCGCUUCCUCAUACAGAAAGUCAACUCCAUCAUCACCGCCCUCUUCGCAGACGACCCACCUUGUUCUUCCUUGACCUGUCCAGAGAUGCGCGCUUCCGAGUGGCAGUACCUGUGCGCGGUACACGACCCUCCCAAAUCGUGUUGCGCAAUCGACUACUGCUGCCACACCCUCGACUGGGCCGCCAAUACCCUCACCUCACCGAAACACUUUCCCUCGAGGCUCGCGCUAGGCACCGACCAGUCGACGCAGCAUUCGCAAAUGCGCCAGUUGACCAACAUCUUCAGGCGCGUAUAUAGGAUAUUUGCGCACGCAUGGUACUCACACCGAGAGGUCUUUUGGAAGGUCGAGGGACGGACAGGGCUAUACAUCUUCUACAAGACAGUCUGCGAUGUAUAUGGUCUGGUACCUGAAGACAACUACACCAUCCCCCCAGAGGCAGAGGGCAUUGAACCAUCAACAGAGGCAAAGCCAUCAGCGCCACCUCUGAUCAUGAAGCGAGAGCCCUCCGAUUCAUCAUCACAGAUUUCAGUCAACACGCUAGCAGAGGGCAUGUCAGAUCAUACGCUAUCAACAGCCGGUACAACCAAACGACACAGGCAUUCGCCAUCAGUGGGAGCUACUAUUGUGCAAACAGUUGUGGAAGAGAACGAGGAAGAAGAGGAACGUCCAAGCUUACAAUCACGACCUGUUACUCAAAUCUUCGAAUCACCACAAGGAGAAGAGGAACACGAAGAUGGCGACAGCGAUGGAGAUAUCACAGCCAUCGAAGACAACGAAGAAGAAGACGACGACGACGACGACAACGAAGACGAAGACGAAGACGAGGAUGAAGAUGAGGCUGAGUCGGUCCCGGAGAUAAGUCCACCAGAAGCCCAAGACGCCACAGAUGAAGCAGCAAAGCAAGGCGCAAGCGAGGAGGAAGUAGCGGGUACUUCGCCCGAAAAAGAAGAAAAACAAGAUACAGAUGUCACGGCAGAGCCAGCGUCUACCGAGACAGCCGAGGCCAGCAGUAAGGACGCCCAAGAUACCGAAAAGGAAUCAUCGCAGGACGAUGCUGAAGCCGACAAGGAUGACAGCAAGCCUGACACUGCAGACUCGGAGCAGGUGAAGAAGCCUGACUCUGCUGCCAAGCCAUCCGAAGAGGGUGAACCGAAGGCUGAGGAUUAG
Molecule: messenger RNA, 1524 nt
Organism: Alternaria arborescens
Lineage: Eukaryota; Fungi; Ascomycota; Dothideomycetes; Pleosporales; Pleosporaceae
Exons: 2
Coding region: 1-1524 (507 amino acids)
Cellular component (GO): cytoplasm
Source: RefSeq, a predicted model, not a curated record